AUGGAAGAAGCCCCGCAGCUGGAUUCGGCCGACGAGGACCACGGCCGCAAUCAGAGCGUGGAAGCCUCAUUACCAACCACGUCAUCUCGCAAACGGCCUGCAGCUGAUAAAUCUCCGGCCCGCCAGGUUCGAAAACGGGCCCCAAUAGCCUGCCACACGUGUAAGAGCCGCAAGGUGAAGUGUUCCAACGACAGGCCGCAAUGCGACGGCUGCGUGCGACUGGGCUGUGAAUGCGUCUACCCUGAACAGAAUUACCGGCCCCUGUGA
Messenger RNA from Ilyonectria robusta, 267 nucleotides. RefSeq lists its product as uncharacterized. Bases 1 to 267 code for a protein of 88 amino acids. Gene Ontology annotation, cellular component: nucleus. Gene Ontology annotation, biological process: regulation of DNA-templated transcription. Lineage: Eukaryota; Fungi; Ascomycota; Sordariomycetes; Hypocreales; Nectriaceae. Gene Ontology annotation, molecular function: zinc ion binding; DNA-binding transcription factor activity, RNA polymerase II-specific. The transcript has a single exon. The record is from RefSeq and is a predicted model, not a curated record.